UCAGUUUUGUAACGAUUCAAUUUUGCAUCUAACAAGUUUGUCUACUUGGGUUACCAAGAUAAGGACCGUGUCAACAACUGCAAAAUGGUUAAGAUCUAAGAAUUGCACAACAAAAUGAAACAAAUGAAAUGCCAUAUCACAUUUUUGUAAUCCCUUUGUAUUUGAAGCAUUCUUCCUAGCAUCGAUGGUAUAAUGGACAUGUUUUGUAGACUAAGAGUAGUAAUCAGGGAUGGAUGGAAUAAUUUGUUGAAGCAUCGGCGAAGCUUAAACUCCAAAAUGUUUGAUUGCUGUUUUAUGAUGCUCCAUACAAAAUUUAUGAUCUCACCUCUAUCUAUUUCAGAAUGGCUGAAUUCAUACACCGUGGCAUCUGACAGUGAACACACUGGGGAGGAUAAGUCAUCAACUUUUCCUGAAAUUGGCAUUGGAAUUGACAUUGGUACAUCACAAUGCAGUAUUGCUGUGUGGAAUGGAUCUGAAGUGGAGCUUUUGAAGAACACAAGAGACCAGAAGAUUAUGAGAUCAUAUGUGACUUUUAAUGAUGAUACCCCUUCUGGAGGAGUUAAAAGUCAACUCUCUCAUGAACAUGACUUGUUAUCCGGAGCUACAAUCUUCAACAUGAAACGCUUGAUUGGAAGAGUUGAUACAGACCCAGCUGUUCACUCUAGUAAAAAUCUCCCAUUUCUGGUACAGACCUUGGAUAUUGGUAUACGUCCCUUUAUUGCGGCACUGGUGAACAAUGUGUGGAGAUCCACCACGCCAGAAGAAGUCCUGGCUAUUUUUCUACUGGAACUAAGAGAGAUGGCUGAACCUCAGCUAAAACAACCAAUAAGAAAUGCAGUCCUCACAGUUCCGGUCUCAUUCAAUCGAUUCCAGCUGACCCGAAUUGAACGAGCUUGUGCUAUGGCUGGCCUUCACAUUCGCCAGCUGAUGCCUGAACCAACUGCUGUGGCUUUAUUAUAUGCGCAGCAGCAGCAGAGUUCUCAUGACAUGAUGGGCAGCGGAAGCGAGAAGAUUGCUCUAAUUUUCAAUAUGGGUGCUGGCUAUUGUGAUGUCGCUGUGACAUCUACAGCCGGAGGAGUAUCACAGAUAAAGGCAUUGGCAGGAAGUACCAUAGGGGGCGAAGACUUGCUUCAGAAUACGAUGCAUUAUCUGUUACCAGAAUCUCAAACUCUAUUCACGACCCGCGGUAUCAAAGAAAUCAAAACUAUGGCCCUGCUCCGAGUUGCAACUCAGGACGCCAUUCAUAGGCUCUCCUCUCAAACUAGUGUGCAUAUUGAUGUAGACUUGGGAGAUGGAUUGAAGCUAAACAGUUUAAACCGGAACGAGUUUGAGGAAGUGAAAAAGGUGUUUGAGAAGUGUGAAAACCUCAUCAUCCAGUGUUUGCAAGAUGCCAGAGUAGAGGUUGAGGACGUAAGCGAUGUGAUAGUCGUUGGCGGAUGCUCUUAUAUUCCGAAGGUAAAGAAUCUUGUGACUAGCAUGUUUAAUGGAAAGGAACUUUACAAAGGGUUAAAUCCUUUAGAAGCUGCGGUUCGGGGUGCAGCAGUUGAGGGAGCUGUGGGAAACUUGGACUUGCUAACUAUCCAAACCGCACCUCUAGCUAUAGGGAUCAGAGCUGAUGGGAACAACUUUGUCCCUUUGAUACCAAGGAAUACAACAAUACCAGCAAGGAGGGACUUGGUUUUCACAACCUGUCAUGAUAAUCAAACUGAGGCAUUGAUCAUUGUGUAUGAAGGUGAGGAAAAGAAGGCUGAAGAGAAUCAUUUGCUGGGAUAUUUCAAAGUAGUUGGAAUUCCUGAAGCACCUAAAGGAGUUCCGGAGAUUAAUGUGUGCAUGGACAUAAAUGCAGCAAAUGCACUGACAGUGUUAGUAGGUGUUGUAAUGCCAGGGUCUCGGCAGUCGGUGAUUCCGGUCAUGGAAGUGAGGACAACUGUCGAUGACGGCCAUGGUUGGUGCGUUGAGGCCUUAAAUAAGAAGUGUGGUGAUACACAGGACUUGGUUACUGUCCAGAGGAAAGCAUAAAGUGAUACAUCAAUGCCUUUUCUUUUAUUUUCUUUUUGUUUUUUUUUUUAACCAUGGUUUUCUAGUGUUCUAGAGACGUGUUUUAGCGUUUGGUGUUUGUAUAAAUGGUGUUCUGCGCCUCCGAUCUUACAAAUCUGGAAGUAAAUAUGCGGUAUAUGAUGAAAUAAUAAAAGCUGA
Molecule: messenger RNA, 2196 nt
Organism: Prosopis cineraria
Lineage: Eukaryota; Viridiplantae; Streptophyta; Magnoliopsida; Fabales; Fabaceae
Product: heat shock 70 kDa protein 8
Biological process (GO): protein refolding; cellular response to unfolded protein
Cellular component (GO): cytoplasm
Molecular function (GO): heat shock protein binding; ATP-dependent protein folding chaperone; misfolded protein binding
Source: RefSeq, a predicted model, not a curated record